This is a messenger RNA of Lethenteron reissneri (Far Eastern brook lamprey), 2790 nucleotides long. Its product is annotated as septin-7-like. NCBI's taxonomy places the organism in Eukaryota, Metazoa, Chordata, Hyperoartia, Petromyzontiformes, Petromyzontidae. Gene Ontology annotation, molecular function: GTP binding. Gene Ontology annotation, cellular component: septin complex. The record is from RefSeq and is a predicted model, not a curated record.
CCCCGCGCGUGCCCCGCCCCCCCGCGCGUGCCCCGUGUUGUAGCGGAGCGCGCGCGUCUCGCGCCGUUAAUUGAGGCGGCGGCGGCAGCGAUCAGCGGGAGGAGCCCCCAGACCCCCCCGCGAGGACCCCCCAGACCGCGGACCCCCUCGCCCCGGGUGCCAGGGGGGAUGUUCUCGGUUCGCGGGGGCCCCGAGCGGCCUGAGGGCGCCGCGGCCCGAGCUCCCGUGCCUCCGCUGCGAACCCCGGCGCCGCAGCCGCCGCCGCAGCCGCAGCAGCACCACCCGAGCCCGGCCACCGCCGCCGCCUCCUCCUCCUCCGGCGAGGAUGCAGCAGCCAGAGCAGCGGCGACGAAGUCGAUGGAGGGCUACGUGGGCUUCGCCAACCUCCCCAACCAGAUCUACAGGAAGGCCGCCAAACGUGGCUUUGAGUUCACACUCAUGGUUGUAGGAGAGUCGGGAGUUGGGAAAUCUACACUCAUCAACUCCAUGUUCAAGACGGAUCUGUAUUCUGAAGAGUUUCCAGGACCAACCAAGCGGAUACAGAAAACCGUAAAGGUUGAGCAGUCCAAGGUGGUGAUCAGAGAGGAGGGUGUGCACCUCACCCUCACCAUUGUGGACACACCUGGAUACGGAGACUUCAUCAACAACAGUGAAUGUGUGCAGCCCGUGAUUGAUCACAUCGACAGCCAGUUUGAGGACUACCUGAACGCGGAGUCGCGUGUAAACAGGCGCCCGAUGCCAGACAGCCGAGUGCACGUGUGCCUCUACUUCAUCGCUCCCUCCGGCCACGGGCUGAAGGCACUGGACAUUGAGUUCAUGAAACGCCUCCACAACAAGGUGAACAUUGUUCCCCUGGUGGCAAAGGCCGACGCAUUCUUGCCCACAGAGUGCUGCGCCUUCAAGAAGCAGAUAAUGAAGGACAUCCACGAUAACAACAUCAAGAUUUACCAGUUCACGGACACGCAUGAUGAAGAGGACAACAAGCUCCUGAAUAAAGUCAAGGAGAGGCUGCCCCUCGCUGUCAUCGGCAGCAAUGUGGUGGUGGACGUGGGCGGCCGCAGGGUGUGGGGGCGCCACUACCCCUGGGGAGUGGCCGAAGUGGACAACGUGGAGCACUGCGAUUUCACCACCCUGCGCAGAAUGCUCAUCAGGACUCACAUGCAGGACCUGAAGGACGUGACGAACAACGUUCACUAUGAGAAUUUCCGCAGCUGCAAGCUGGCGGCGCUCACAGGCAACGUUGCCGAGAACAGCAAGAGCAAGAGCCAGCUGACCAAGAGCCCCCUGGCACAGAUGGAAGACGAGAAAAAAGACCACAAAUCUAAGAUGAAGAAGAUGGAGACAGAGAUGGAGCAGGUGUUUGACAUGAAAGUGAAAGAGAAAAAACAAAAGCUGAAAGACUCUGAGGCAGAGUUACAGCGCCGCAGCGAGCAGAUGAAACGCAGCCUGGAGAGCCAGCUGCGUGAGCUGGAGGAGCGGCGCAGGCAGUUUGAAGAGGAGCGGCUGGCUUGGGAGAGCCAGCAAAGAGAGCUGGAUCAGCAGCGUUUGGAUAACAGCAAGACCAUGGAGAAGAACAAGAAAAAGGGAAGGAUCUUCUAAAAAAACCUCAAUCAUGAAAGCAGAUCCCACAAUACGUCCCUUGCACCCAGCCUCGGUGGUCCUGACGUGUGCGGUUCAAACCCUUAAGAGUAAAGGUGGGGGCAGCAAAGGGCUUGGCCAGAACUACGCCCUCGGAUGUUGCAGUGACUUACGGAACCCUCACAGUACUCGACUAUCCCUACACUGCAGAGUGAACGUGUUAUGUUAACCAUCGGCAAUUAUUGUUUUUUGUAUUAUAGGCCUUUUUACAACCAACAAGCCAUUUCAGCAUAGUUAAUUUAGAGUGCUUUUGAAGAGCCAAAUGUGUGAUGUAUCUCUUACUGCCAAGGUUUCGGUGAUGUUUUGUAUUCAAGCCGCUCAUUUUUAAUUGUUUUAGUCGACACAUGCUUGGUCAUGUAUGGGCGCAUUUUUUUGUUAUUUCAAUAAUUUACAGUAUUUUGUAAAGUUUUUAACCAUGUUUACCAUGUUUUAUAUGCAUUUGCAUUUCGCUGUAACAUAUUUGCUUAGUUUAUUCUCUGUAAAACUUGGCAUCUGUACUGUGUGUAGCAAAUGCUGUGCGCUGCACCGGACGGCACGGCGCACAGCACGAGGCUGCCUGCCUGGAGGAGGAGGAUUCCGUAAUCUUCCGUGAGCAGCCCUGUUCUAUUUUUGACAUUGUUGAUGCAUGUGAUGUUGGGGGUCCGGUAGCCAGCCAUAGGGUGAUACUAAUCAUUGUUGUUAUUAUCAUGACCGUCAGUAUAUUUGUAGUGCGAUGGUGGUUUUAAAGCUGUCCUUGCACCAAUCCACACGCCACAUUAUCGUGUGUGCAAACCUUCAGAGAUGAAUUACAAUAUAUGCAUCACACAUUCAUUACAUUAUGGACAUUACAAACUAUGAUCCACAGUCGCUAGCGUGAAACCCACAGGUGUUGGUUUUCCAGUCGUGCACAAUACAAGUUGCUUUGGACAUCGGUGACAUUGCCUGCAUUGCUGGUAUCACAAAGUGUGUUGUCUGUUGCCUGCAUUGCCCUUGCUAACCCGGUCUGGUUGUAAAAUAAAGCAAAGCACAGCCAAUUUUACUCACCACAUGAAGUACACUCACUGGGGCUAGCUGGGCAUCUGUACACUUUUCCCACUUUUCCUGUAUUCGGUAACUGCAAAGAUUGCUGUUUAAAUCUACUAAACAAUCCCACAUUAAAAGCACUGUCCACCA